Messenger RNA from Lasiosphaeria miniovina, 1389 nucleotides. RefSeq lists its product as uncharacterized. Bases 1 to 1389 code for a protein of 462 amino acids. NCBI's taxonomy places the organism in Eukaryota, Fungi, Ascomycota, Sordariomycetes, Sordariales, Lasiosphaeriaceae. The record is from RefSeq and is a predicted model, not a curated record. Gene Ontology annotation, biological process: regulation of conidium formation; sexual sporulation resulting in formation of a cellular spore; conidium formation. Gene Ontology annotation, cellular component: plasma membrane. The transcript has 4 exons.
AUGUAUAUCGUCCAUCUACAACAGCAGCGGACUGGCUCUUCUAUGGACCAGUUCUGGUCCCUCGCCCCGUCCCUCGCCCUGUCCCUCGCAGAGAAGCAGCCGGCCUCGUCGUCGACCACUGACGUCGAGGUACAGAAAGAUGAAGUCGACGAGCACCCGCGGAAGCGGCUCGGAUUCGUCCGCUAUACCGCGCUCAACGUCUACCGUCGCCUCUUCAGUCUUGCCUUCAUCGGCAAUGCCGUCGCGUUCGUCGUCCUCGUACUCAAAGGUGGUACCGCUCCGAUGGACCUCGUCAAUGCGGCCGCCAUCAAUAUCGCCGUCUGCGGGCUCUGCCGCCAGCCGCUCGUCGUCAACGCCCUCUUCAUCACGUUCGGCUCCGUCCCGCGCUCCGCGCCCCUGAGGCUGCGCUGCCUGGCCUGCAAGAUCUUCCACCUCGGCGGCGUCCACAGCGGCACCGGCGUCGCCGCCUGUCUCUGGUACGCCGCCUUUACCGGCGUCUACACGACCCAGUACCGCCCCGCGCCCGUCGCCACGGCCGUGCUGGUGCUGGUCUGGCUUGUGCUGGCCCUACUGCUCGCCAUCGCUGCCGUCGCCUACCCUGCCUUCCGCGUCAAGUACCACGACUGCUUCGAGCUGACCCACCGCUUCGCCAACUGGAUCAUCCUGGCCGUGUUCUGGGCGCUGCUGCUCCUCAUGGCCGCCGAGCAGCCGUCCAUGGGCCCCUUUUUGGUUAAUCUGCCCGCCUUCUGGGUCCUCAUCGUCCUCACUCUCGCCACGAUCCACCCGUGGCUGCUCCUGCGCCGCGUGCCCGUGGUCCCCGAGGCGCUGUCGCCGCACGCGGGCAUGUCGGUCGCCACGCGCCCACUCGCCGACUGGCACAGCUUUGCCACCUUUCCGGACCGCUUCGACACCCCGGGCACCCGCUUUUCGUGUCUGGUGUCCAAGGCCGGCGACUGGACCCGCGGAGCCAUCAACACGCAGCCCACACACCUCUGGGUGCGAGGCAUGCCCGCGUACGGGUUCGGCUACAGGAUGCGGCUGUUUUCGCGCCUCGUCGUCGUCACGACCGGUUCCGGCAUCAGCCCGUGCCUAGCGUUUCUAGGAGAUGAAAACCGGCCGCAGGUGCGCGUCGUGUGGCAGACCAAGUCGCCGCUCAAGACGUACGGGCAGCGGACGCUCGACCUGGUGGGCCGGCUGGAUGCGGAGCCGAUGAUAUUCGACACCAGCCACACGGGGCGCGUCGACAUGCUGCCUGUUGUCUUUAGACUGUACAAAGAGUUCGGCGCAGAAGCUGUCUGCAUAAUAAGCAAUCCCAAGGUGACUAGCAGUCUCGCGUUUGACCUCGAGUCGCGGGGGAUCCCGGCGUUUGGGCCCAUUCUUGACAGCUGA